AUGUCAUAUACUGGUUCCUGUCUCUGUGGUCAAGUCACAUUCAAACUCAAUGGAGAACCAUCCCGUUCAUUCAUCUGCUACUGUGUCGAUUGUCGUAAAGGUUCUGGUCAUUUAGGUCAAUUCAUCAGUCAAUACGCUACUGACAAAGUUGAAAUUAAAGAUCCAAACCAUCAAAUUAAGGAAUAUGUAGUUGAAAAAACUAAGAGUGGUCAUCCAAAGAGAAAAGAAUUUUGUGGUGGUUGUGGAUGUACCAUUCGUACAUUACCAAUGAAAUUUAACGGGGAAGUUAGCAUGAUUAGACAAUCUUUGUUGGAUGGUGAGUUUGUCAAUUGUGCUCCUCAAUCGGCUAUUUUUGGGGAUGAAAAGAAGAGAUAUACCGAAGGUACAGAAUCUGAGUUUUAUUAG
Hemisphaericaspora subhashii is the source of this 405-nucleotide messenger RNA. Its product is annotated as GFA family protein. The coding region runs from base 1 to 405 and encodes 134 amino acids. Gene Ontology annotation, molecular function: carbon-sulfur lyase activity. The record is from RefSeq and is a predicted model, not a curated record. The transcript has a single exon. Lineage: Eukaryota; Fungi; Ascomycota; Pichiomycetes; Serinales; Debaryomycetaceae.